Molecule: messenger RNA, 3574 nt
Organism: Etheostoma spectabile (orangethroat darter)
Lineage: Eukaryota; Metazoa; Chordata; Actinopteri; Perciformes; Percidae
Product: protein phosphatase 1 regulatory subunit 12B
Exons: 8
Coding region: 483-1073 (196 amino acids)
Cellular component (GO): A band; Z disc; cytoplasm
Molecular function (GO): phosphatase regulator activity; protein kinase binding; enzyme inhibitor activity
Source: RefSeq, a predicted model, not a curated record
CGGAGAGAGAGAGAGAGUGUGUGUAUAACUUUGGGAAACAUAGGAAGAGGCAGCAAAAGGGAACAAACUUUUCUCUCUUGGCUGCUUCCUUUUGGACUUUUUCACAUUUCAGCAAAGACCUCAGAGUUGACAGAACGGAAUCAAGGAAGGAUAAUUUGUCUGCUUUACAAGUUAAAGAGUUAUUUCUCUAAUUUUGUGGUUAGCAGAGGUUAAUUUGUUUUGUUGAAAUUUGCAUUCUUAUCAAAUUGGUGAAGGCGUGACCACCUGAAAUCUCUACAAACUCAGCUGCAGCUCUUUCUCUCACACACACACACAGACAGACAAAUAUACACACACACCUGUUUUUGAGGAUUCCCCGGGAGCGUAAUCAUGGGCAUCUGCGUCACUGUUGCUUGAGGGAGUCUGUGAGGCUGUUAUCUGGUGGUGGCCCCGCUGAAUGUUACAGUAGACGUUGACCUGCCGGUCCAGAGAAGACGGGGGAGAUGUCAACCUACUACCCACGCACCAAGGACCUGACUCGCACCAGGAAGUCAGUGACAGAUUCUCCACCGUCCUCUCCGUCCCCCACAGACAAAAACUACAGACAUGAAAGAUUGUCAAGAUAUGACUCCAGUGGGGAGAGUGUGACAGACAAACCAUUGGGCCGCACCAGCUCUUACACUCGGAGAGAGACGAGGCUGGCUGCUCUGAACAGACAGGAGCAGGACUCCACUACCAAAGACUAUAAGAAGAUGUAUGCAGAAGCUUUGCAUGAGAAUGAGAAGCUCAAGUCCAGGUUGCAGGACAGCAAACAGGAACUGGUCAAGAUACGUUCCCAGCUGGAGAAAGUCACUCAGAGGCACGACAGAAUAUCAGAGAGAUCUACAGUACUUGAAUCAGAGAAAAGGGAAAAACAAGCUCUUGAGAAAAGAGUGUCAAACAUGGAAGAUGAGUUAAAGGCUUUCCCUGCUCUGGCUCAGGUCCAGACCCUGAGGAGGGUGAACGAGUGUCUCCUGGCUGAGAAUAGAGCCAUGCUGCGCGUCCUCGCCCGCCUCUCUGAGACGGCCUCCAUGCCGGAGACAGAGGACCUCUGAUCUUCUGACACCAUCUGUCCUCCUUUCUCCCCCUCCUCUCCCCUCCUCAGCCUCAUAACUUCUACUCUCCCCUCUUCUUCUGGUGCCUCUACAGCCCCCUCGUCCUCUGCUGUGUUCCUCUCAGAUCUUAACAGAGUUAAAAUCAGACAACCAGAGGCUUAAGGAUGAGAAUGGGGCUCUCAUCCGAGUCAUCAGCAAACUGUCCAAAUGAAAAGAUGUCUGAAGCUCCUGUUUGGUGGUUGUGGAUGCUCCAACCCUGUUAUUAUGGCAGUUUAAAUGUCCCAAGUUGUGACUCCUCUCUGAGUUAGGUGAUGGCUGCUUUGCACAAAUAAAUUCCUGUUGGGACUUGUAAAUAUCCAAAGAAAAGUGUUAAGGAGUUUCAGUCAAAUUUCACUGUGCGAGUUACAGCAAUUGUUUCUACGUGAUUAGUAUUCAUAAUUUUGUAAUAUUCAGUGUUUUAUAUUAAUAAAUUAGGGACCAGUUGUACUGUUUGAUAACCUUACAAGGCUCAGUUCAAACAAAUCCAGAGGUUUGCAUGAAGGUACUGUUUUUAAUAAUAUAACCAUCACAUGGAGACAUCAUGAUUGUUUGCUACAUCCCGCACUGCAGAAAACUAUUAUAAUGUUGUGUUGAUUGUGAAAAAGAGAGAAAUCAAGGACCCUAAAGGCCAUUUUGGCAUGGAGAUAUACUGUAUUUUAAUCUGAAUCAGAAUUUAUGACCACGCAGGUAAAAAUAAGGCCCAGCAAAGCGACAGACAGGUGCUCUGGUUCCAGAAGCAAAAACUAGAUAUUAAUAUAAAUCCACCAAGCCAUCUGCGUAGAUUGAAGCCAGCAGAGAAGUGCUGUUAGAUGCAGUUCUUCUAAUGGCAAGUAGAGUUUGGCUCCAGGCCAGGAAUGUAUUAAAAUAAAAGGAGAAAAUGCUUUUGAUGAUUUGUACAAUAUCAUGUGUAAAACAAUUAAUUUUUGACAUUUUUACUCUAGUAUAAAGAACUUUAGGCUUAACAACACACAUUGUUUAGGUGUGUGUUUUUGGUUUCUAUUUUAUGCGACAGUAAAAUCUCUAUCAUUUCAAAAAAUUCCAUGUUUGUUAACCUAGCGUAUGAUAAUGUCCCGACUGUGGUAUUUGAAGGGGGCUGCAUGCUAGCCCUGAGUAACGGAUAUAAUGCACUUUGAGUAUUUGGGCAUCACAGCGCUGUAUUAUCUUCAGACUGGUGUCAGUUUCCAUGAUAACCUAAUUCAGCGUUUGCCAGAUUUUGUUCAUCAGUUCUUUUUUUGGUUUUGGGCGCCAUUCUUCAUUUUUUGUUUUGCGUGUCCUCUAUAGAGGAUUUUUUAUUCAAUGGCUCAGCUUCAAAACAGCAGAAUGGCUACACAGAGGAGACGUGUGUAAAAGAAAGUGUCCUAUGUUCUGUAAUAGAGAUACAUUUAUUUAUUUAUGCCCUUUCUUAGUUCUAAUCGUCAUGAUUUGUUUACUCAAUUUUCUUUCAAUGAAAACACACCACUUCUUGGCCAUCUUUCUGUUAGGUGAUGAAAAAACGCAAAUGCCAAAAUCUUGGUAGAUGCGCCGUAAAUCACUGCUGAUAUUUUAGCCUUCACAAUAUUGCGUGAUGAAUAAUAAUACACAAAUCUCCACAAUCCAGCAUUGCAGGAAUUCAACUGUUGCUUGCACUUUUCAUUAUAUGUUGUGUAGAUUACAUUUAUUUUAAACUUUGUUGUGUGUGUGUUGAUACUGUCACAAUAAAUUAUGUUAAUUUAAUUAUUGCCUAACCACACUGAGUUAACAGUAUAUGAAGUACACCUACCUGGCUACAUGUAGUGCAGUCCAAUACUACAACCCUAAAAUAAAUCCCAACUUUUGUGUUGUUCUGGUCAUCUGGUUAUGGAGGCCUUAUUUACUGAUGCUACUCCAUUGUGUUGCAUUUUAUUAAAAUGUUUUUCAAUAUUUGGGUUCCACAUACUGUUUCAUUUUUUUUUUUUUAUGUUAACUAGAUGGUCUACUUAACAUGAGAAAUGCAAAUAAAACUAGAAAGAGGCUGCUGCCUUGUAGCGGUUCUUAAUGUGGCUUAUGGGGUGCCAUCACCUUAUAUAUUCCAAAAAGAAGGUAGAUAAAUGUCAUUGAAUCACAUUUAAUGUCUAAAACUGCCAGACUCUCCUUGCAUUUAAUAUCCUUGAGCUGUAGAGGUGCUACAAGUGAUGAAUGGUGUGCCAAAGACGAAAAAGGUUUUGGUAUCUGUCUUCUGUUCCCUCUAAUGGAUGAGUUGACCAAAAUCCCCAGGGUUUGAUGUUUUCCUUUAACACUCCGAUGGUUUUGGAGUCCAGUGUUAUCAUUGGUCACAUCCAGUAAUGUACUCAAAACCACAAAUAAGAUCCAUCUAUUUCUACACAUGUAGCUUUACUGAACUAUGUAGUUGAACCAUGUAUUGAGAAUGUUUAUAAUGUGUUGAUAGCUUAAUAUACACACAUUGGUUUACUCACUUUGCUUAAUAAACUGUAAAGGAGUGGAAA